Molecule: messenger RNA, 2091 nt
Organism: Colletotrichum orchidophilum
Lineage: Eukaryota; Fungi; Ascomycota; Sordariomycetes; Glomerellales; Glomerellaceae
Exons: 4
Coding region: 1-2091 (696 amino acids)
Biological process (GO): DNA-templated transcription; regulation of DNA-templated transcription
Molecular function (GO): DNA binding; zinc ion binding; DNA-binding transcription factor activity, RNA polymerase II-specific
Source: RefSeq, a predicted model, not a curated record
AUGUCGGCUCCCGUACUAUCUAGUAGUAAGGCAGACACCGCUCCCCGAGCAAAGCCCCAGCGCGUCCUCGCAUGCGUCCUCUGCCAGCAGCGCAAGAUCAAGUGCGACCGCAAGUUCCCUUGCGCGCAUUGCACCAAGCACCAGCUACAUUGCGUGCCCGCGACGCAGACCCGGCCCCGGAGGCGGCGGUUCCCGGAGAGGGAGCUUCUCGACCGCCUGCGAAAAUAUGAGGGCCUACUCCGACAAAAUAAGGUUGAGUUUGAGCCGCUUCAUGGGGACCUAGGCACCAGGUAUGGAAAAUCUGUCGACGAUAGCGGCGGGUCGGAUGAUGAGCACCGAUCUGAAGGCACGGGGAUGCCAUCACCGUCAAUCACAGUGAAAUCCGAAACCUCAUACGAACCCAAGAACUUUUGGCAUCUGGUAAGCCCAGAGCUCGAAGCUUCACACGCCGGCUUGCGGGAGACAAUUAGGCAAACGUGGGACCAAACCUGCGAUAGCGAUGAUCACAUUCUCUUCGGCUCCUCAGAUCGAUCAUCAGUCGACCUCUCAACCUUCCAUCCCGAGCCCGUUCACAUCUUCCGACUCUGGCAAAUUUACCUCGACAAUGUGAACGCGCUGCUUCGAGUAACGCACGCUCCCAGCUUUCAAGCGCGCAUCAUUGAAGCCGUAAGCAGCAUCGAAAACAUGAGCCCCGCAUUGGAGGCUCUCAUGUUCAGCAUGUACUCCAUGGCCAUCUCGAGCCUCACGGAGGAGGCUUGCUACGAUACGUUCAAGCAGCCAAGAGCCCUCCUUUUGACCAAAUAUCAGUUUGGCUGUCAGCAAGCUCUGGCCAAUAGCCAAUUCCUACGAACGACUGACAUUGACUGUCUGACCGCGUUGUUCCUCUACCUCCACGCAAGCCGUCCGGCCGCCCACAUUCGAUCCAUCUCGUCACUCCUCAGCGUCGCCAUCCGCAUAGCCCAGCGCAUGGGUCUCCAGCACGAAUCCGCCAACGCAAGGUGUACCAUUCUCGAGGCCGAGAUGCGCCGCAGGCUCUGGUGGUCCCUCGUGCUCUUCGACGCCCGUAUGAGCGGGCUGAGCGAGCACAAGGCCACUGAACUGACCCCGACGUGGGACUGCGCCGUGCCGCUCAACGUGGGCGACUCUGAACUCCGAGCCGAGAUGAAGGAGCCGCCCCGGGCGGAGAUGAAGGUCAGUGAGGCGCUCUUCUCCGUCCUGGCGGCCGAGCUCGCCGACUUUGCCCGGCACACGCCGUUCUACCUCGACAUGACGAAUCCCAUCUUGAGGCCCAUUGCCAAGGAGCUUCCUGGUGGCGGCAAGGUAGAUUGGUUGGAGAAGUCGGUGGAAGAGCGGUAUCUCCGGUACUGCGAUCUCGAGAACCCGACGCACUUCAUGGCCAUGUGGAUGUCGCGCGCAUCGCUCUCAAAGUUCCGUCUCAUGGAAAACUCUCACAGCUACCUCAUGGAGCCCGACGAGGAGAGGUACAAAAUCACGUUAUCCAGCGCCCUGAGGUGGCUGCAUUGCGACGCAAAGCUGGCAGCCUCGCCUCUCACCCAGCGAUUCCGUUGGUUUCUCCAAAUCUACUACCCUUUCCCUGCCUAUAUCCGCAUCACCCAGUUUCUCAAACUGAACCCCCUGGAUUCUAAAGCCGAGUAUAUAUGGAACGCCCUGAGCGAUCAUUUCGAAGCUCGAUUCGAGCAACUCAUGCCGGGGUAUUCCCCAGUCUUUAUCCCCUUCAGCGAGGUCAUUAUCAGCACUUGGGAGGUGCUAGCAACGGCGCUCAGAGACUCGGGGCAGCCGGUAGUCCCGCCGAGAAUCGUAACCAAGGUUCAAGAAAGGCUGUUGGAAGUGACGCCGACUCCGAGUCCACAGUCGCCUACAGCCGAAGCCAUGGGCAUGGGCUCUUAUGACUUUGGUGCAUCGAUUCCGAUGGACUUUGUCGGCCACAGUCUCAAUUAUGACCAAAUCACCUUUUCGCCAACAAACAAUGCUCUGUACCCAAAUAUUAGUAUGCCGGACACGCAUGGUAUCAACGUUGAUCAGUUCAACUGGGAUUCCUUGGAUUUGGGACAACAUGGGCAAGCGACAUAA